This is a messenger RNA of Carya illinoinensis, 2800 nucleotides long. Its product is annotated as phosphoacetylglucosamine mutase. Bases 842 to 2524 code for a protein of 560 amino acids. Gene Ontology annotation, biological process: carbohydrate metabolic process; UDP-N-acetylglucosamine biosynthetic process. The transcript is spliced from 11 exons. Lineage: Eukaryota; Viridiplantae; Streptophyta; Magnoliopsida; Fagales; Juglandaceae. Gene Ontology annotation, molecular function: phosphoacetylglucosamine mutase activity. The record is from RefSeq and is a predicted model, not a curated record.
UGGAAGGCCUAAUCCACAUGACCUUUACUCCAAAAGGACUAGUCAAUGGUACAAUAGAGCUCAAUUGGAACCUUAUAAAGAGCAAGAACUUCUUCUUCCCAAGCAAUGUGAGAUACCAUACACCACCUACCUUUAUCUUUACCAUACGUACCAAUAGAAGGUCCAGUCCACAUUGUCUAUACUUUAACAGGACUAGUCAAUGAUACAAUUAAAGUUCCAUUGGAAUCUUAUAAAGAGCGAGAACUUCUCAUUCCCAAGUAAUGUGAGAUUCUUUUUAUCACCUACCCUUAUCCUUAUCAUAUGGAGUAUCACAAUUUCUCUCCCUUAAAUUUCCGACGUCCUCAUCGGGCUUGUUCGUCGUAGGUGGCACAACUCAAGUCCCGCAUUUCUGGUUGGAAUAGGCUCUAAUACCAUUUGUAACGCCCCAAUGGAAGGCCUACUCCACAUGGCCUAUACUCUAAAAUGACUAGUUAAUGAUACAAUUGGAGCUCCAUUGGAACCUUAUAAAGAGCAAGAACUUCUUCUUCCCAACCAAUGUAGGAUCUCAUUCACCACCUACUUUUAUCCUUAUCAUAUGAGGAAUCACACACGUGCAUAUAGCUGAAGACAUGGUAGAUAUGUGGAACACAACAACUUUUGAACAUGGCAAUCAAGUACACUAUACCUACUGUUUUGGGAUCAUUUGCAUGUGACCAUUAUAUUGGUGACAGGAAGAUAUUUGGAGGCACAGUAUCUAUUAGACUUCAAUGAGUGCCUGUUGAAGUGGAUGUUCAGAUCAGUGAGGAAGCAAGUCCAAUACCACAACCAGCAGUAGGAGGCAGAGCAUUGCUCAGCAUCAACCAUGAAAGAAGAGCAACGCUCCCUUCUCCUCAGUUCCUCCUCUUGCUUCUCUCCUCCACAAGGUGUGAGAUUGUCAUACGGUACAGCAGGGUUCAGGGCAGAUGCGACAUUGCUCCAAUCGACAGUGUACAGAAUAGGGAUACUGGCUGCCCUGAGAGCUCUGAAGAUGGAGUCAUCAGUUACAGGUAUCAUGAUCACAGCCUCACAUAACAAAGUGACUGAUAAUGGAGUCAAGGUCGCUGACCCCAGCGGUGGAAUGCUCUCCCAGGAUUGGGAGCCCUUCGCUGACGCCCUGGCCAAUGCCCCCACUCCCCAACAUCUCCUCCAAUUGAUAACUGAAUUUGUGAAGAAGGAGAAGAUCCCAUUGGAGGGUGUGAGGCCAGCCACGGUAUUGCUGGGGCGAGACACAAGGCCUAGUGGGGAAUCUCUACUUGAAGCUGCUAAACAAGGAAUAAGUUCAAUUCUGGGGGUGGCUGCAGUUGAUAUGGGAAUUGUGACAACUCCACAACUACACUGGAUGGUGCUCGCAAGAAAUAAGGGCUUGAAAGCACAUGAACUUGAUUAUUUUGAACAGUUAUCAAGCUCAUUCAGGUGCUUGAUUGAUUUGAUCCCAAGUGAAGGUAGGAUGAGUGAGCGGGAUUUAAAAUUGGUUGUUGAUGGGGCUAAUGGUGUGGGUGGAGAAAAGCUUGAGGUUUUGAAGACGAUGCUGGAUAAUUUGUUUAUUGAGGUUCGUAAUUCUGGGAAAGAUGAAGGUGUGCUUAAUGAAGGGGUUGGUGCUGAUUUUGUGCAGAAGGAGAAGGUUGUUCCACAUGGCUUUGGUUCCCAAGACAUAGGACUGAGGUGUGCUAGUUUGGAUGGGGAUGCUGAUCGACUGGUAUAUUUUUGUGUGCCACCAUCAAAAGGUUGCAGUAAUAUUGAGCUUGUUGAUGGGGACAAGAUGUUAUCUUUGUUUGCUAUCUUCGUCAAGGAGCAGCUACACACUCUCAGCAAGGAGAUUGGUGAAAAUACGGGUAGUAAUUAUCAGCCUCGUUUGGGUGUUGUGCAGACAGCUUAUGCAAAUGGAGCCUCCACAAAUUUCCUCAAAAAGUUACAGUUAGAAGUUAUUUUUACUCCAACUGGAGUCAAAUACUUGCAUGAGAAAGCAGCUGAGUUUGAUAUUGGGAUCUACUUCGAAGCUAAUGGCCAUGGAACUAUCUUAUUCUCAGAAUCUUUCUUAUGUUGGUUAGAGGCCAGACACGAGGAGCUUUCUUCAGCAUCUAAAGGCUCAGAGCAGGAAACAGCUGCUUUGAGACUGUUGGCGGUCAGUAAGUUGAUCAACCAAGCAGUCGGUGAUGCUCUGAGUGGGUUGCUCUUGGUGGAGGCUAUUUUGCAACACAUGGGAUGGUCAAUACAUACAUGGAGUGAGCUUUAUCAGGAUCUACCUAGUAGGCAGCUUAAGGUAAAAGUUGUGGACCGAACUGCUGUUGUCACAGCAAAUGCGGAAAGGAUUGUUGUGAGGCCUCCUGGCAUUCAAGAAGCCAUUAAUACUGAAACUGCAAAAUACCCUCAAGGUCGAUCUUUCAUCCGACCAUCUGGUACUGAGGAUGUGAUACGUGUGUAUGCAGAAGCAUCCACCCAAGAAGCAGCUGACAGCCUAGCCAACUCCGUAGCCAUACUUGUGGACAAGUUCCUAGGGUCCGGCUAAAAGUAACCCAUCUUUUUUUUUCUGCAACUAAAUUGGUUCUGAUUUUCUAUAUAGAAAGGAAGUGGGGUCAUCGUUUGACCAGAUUGAUUUUGAUGUUGUGUUGGUGGUUGCAAAUGUACCUGAUUACUAAUAAAAUGCUACCUCAAUAAAUUUGGGUUUUGGACAUAUGAAUUGGCAUAUGCAUUGCUUUGUAUGUACACGUUGAAAGCUAGAAUUGUGGAAACAGUUAACAAUUUAAAGUUCAAAUGUACUUUAUAUGGCAUUUGAAAGGAAUAA